CAUUCCAGAUCGCCGCAUAGCAUUUCACGCGAUGUUCAUUUCAUGAGCCUGAACGUACAACACUCCAUGGACCAAUAGACUUCACACUUUCAUCACAGACCGCACGACUCUCCACGAAACACCCUCCUCCAAGCGAUAUAAUGGAGAACCUAUCUAUCACCGAUGCCCCUCCACAGGGUCGUGGUGCGCCGCAACCCCUACCUCAGCUGCCGCCGCAAAUGUUUACGACUGCUGCGCAGCUCCUGGACCUCACAGACAAGAAGCUCAUGGUCGCUUUGCGCGAUGGGCGAAAACUCAUUGGAGUACUAAGAAGCUGGGAUCAAUUCGCAAAUCUUGUUCUCCAAUCCACGAUCGAACGUAUUUUUGCGCCCUCUCCCGACUCAGCAGGUAGUGAUCGACCAACCGGCCUGUACGCAGACAUAAAUCACGGCAUAUUCCUCGUCCGAGGCGAGAACGUACUACUCCUUGGCGAAAUCGACCUCGACAGAGAUGACGAUCCCCCGCCUGGUUUCGAGCUGGCCGAGUUGGAAGUGGUCAAGAAGAUCGCAGAGGAGAAGAAGGCAGCCGACAAGGCUCGGGAUAAGUUGCGGGUGAAGAAGCUCGCGAAACACGGCUUCGAGGGGGAGAACAUUGGCGAGAUUGUGCUGUAG
Fusarium graminearum PH-1 is the source of this 650-nucleotide messenger RNA. RefSeq lists its product as uncharacterized. Gene Ontology annotation, molecular function: RNA cap binding. Gene Ontology annotation, cellular component: P-body; Lsm1-7-Pat1 complex. Lineage: Eukaryota; Fungi; Ascomycota; Sordariomycetes; Hypocreales; Nectriaceae. The record is from RefSeq and is a predicted model, not a curated record. The transcript is spliced from 3 exons. Gene Ontology annotation, biological process: deadenylation-dependent decapping of nuclear-transcribed mRNA. The coding region runs from base 141 to 650 and encodes 169 amino acids.